AGUCCUCAUCCAUCUACUCCCAACUCUUUUCUUUCUAUCUAUCAUACCAAUGAAGAAACUUUUUGGGCGCGACAAAGCGAAGCAGCAGAAGGUAACCUCGCACAGAGAUGUUGAUGUGGUCAUCGACGAUGAUGCACCACUUGUCCGCCCCAAACAGCCCUCGGAGGACCACCGUGACUGGGAGGUGCUAUCUGAGCCCCCUGUCCCUUCUAGCCCGUACCCUCAGUUUGCUGUGCCUCCGAUGUCACCGAGCCGCUCGUCUUCCUUAGCUUCAAUUUCACCUGUAGUCUUACCCGCGCGUUCUAGCAGCCCAUACAGCGUUACCAGUCACACUACCACCACGCCCACGCCCACACUCGCACCCACACCCACUCCCCAGACUAACCCAAACCCAGCCCAUAUCGUACGGAGAGAUGGACGUAAGAUCCAGAAGGCACAGCCUGCGCCUGCCGCACUUGGUAUACUGAAGUCUCUUGAUCCACAUUUGGAGCACGCCCUGCAACAGACUCACCCGCACCAUGUCCACGAAUUACCAGACGAUUCUUUUCCAAUGGAUCACAGGGACAGGGCAGAGAAGAAGGAGAGGAAGAGUUUCUGGGACGGGAUCAUCAGGGACAGGGACAGGGACAAAGACAAGGAGCGCGGGCGUGACAAAGAGCGCGAAACUCGUGAGAAGGAAAAGGAAAGAGAAAAGGACAAAGAGGGUCGAGACCGCCUUUGGCGCGAGGAAGAUAAUCCCUCAGAGCUUACGCGCAUGAUCGGGUACCUUACGGCGACAUCAUCGGAGGACUGGGCGCUCGUACUUGAAGUUUCCGACCGCGCGUCGGCUACUGAAGCGAAUGCCAAGGAGGCUAUGAAAGCCCUUAGGCGGGAAUUCAAAUAUGCAGAGCCUAAAUCUCAAUUGUCGGCUGCUAGGUUAUGGGCAAUAAUGCUCCGCAACGCGUCCGAUAUCUUUCUCACUCAGAUCAGCUCCCGUAAAUUCAUUGACACCCUCGAGGACGUGCUAACAAGCUCAAGAACGAGUCCUGUCGUCAGAGAACGACUAAUGGAAGUGCUCGCAGCUGCCGCGUUCAUCACUGGUUCACGUCCUCAUCCAUCGCCUUUUUCGCUCAAAGAUCGCGACCGUGAUAGGGACGGUUUCCGUGCCCUAUGGAUACGAUUAAAACCUGCUGAUAAGCCUGAUGUGGGGAUUCCCUUUGACACCGAGGAUGCUAUGUUUAGCCCCCCUAUAGUUCCUACGCGUCCGCCAAUAGAGGAGCGACCGUCAAGGAAGAGUCUCCACCAGCGUGGUGUCAUUCCUCCUGAAGAGGACAUGAAACGCUUAUUCCAGGAAUGCAAGAUCGCGAAAGGAAAUGCGACCGUCCUUAGCGAAAUGCUUGCAUACGCGAAACCGGAGCAGAUGGAAGGGAGCCUAAUACCGGAAUUUUUGACAAAAUGCCGCGGGUCGCAAGAACUGAUAUAUACCCAAAUUCCAUGGGCGUCUGCAGGCGCCGAACGGUCGCGCAGUGAGCGAGAAAAGAAUGCAGAAGGAAAUGGACGCACGAAAUCGCAGCCUGAUGUCCAAUUCAGUUCUCCUCCGAGCCGAGAUUACCAUGGCAUGGAGGGUAAAUUCUAUAAUGCAGAUGGAGAAGAACAGACUUUGGAGGAACAGCUUCUUGCGGCGUUGCUUGACGCGAAUGAGGCGCUGUUUGGGGCGUUGAGAAUAUAUGAUGAUGUUAUGCGGGUCGCGGAGGAACGGGUGGCUGUUGAGAUUAGUAGGAGGGAUGUGAAGAUGGACCGAAGACAUAUGGAAAAUGAAUACCUCGGAGAAUCCCAACAUGACUAUGGAGGCGGCUCUUCACGCACGCCAUCUCCGAUUCCAUCACCACCUGCUUCGCCCCGCCAACACGAUCUCCCUCCCGUUAUUCCCUCACAAACCCAUCCUCUUCCUCGGGUCCCUCCCGCACUCUCCCCUGCCCAUUCACAUUAUGGUUCGCCACCACAGUCCAUGAGUACACCAACACUGCUCGCACCACCGCCUCCACCUAUGGGUCCUCGUUCGCCUGCAUUCCCGUCGCGUCCGCCCUCACCAGACAGGGGUGGUCUCGUGCGUCCAUCAAGGGGGAACUCGCUGGAAAGUAUGGGUGGUGCUUUGGACCGGUUACAUAUGGACGAAAACGAUGCCGAUGAAGAAGAAGUUAAGUCCCCAAUACGACCGAGCGCGAAGGCGCUCGGGAAGAGGAGAGUCGUGGAAGAAGUCGACGAUGAACAACACGACUCGAGUGACUUGUACUAUGAACCGAGACGCGAAUCGGUUGCACUGGACUCGGACGAGGAGACACGCGGUGGGUACCAUACUAAUGCGUCGUGGGCUCGAAGACAGCCUACGCAGUACGUAUAUGAUGCGGCUGCUGAGCGCACGGCGCAGCAUCUGCGGGAAGGUAGAGUGAAUGUAGCUGCGAAUGGGGUUCAUUAGCGUUUUUGAUACUUGGUCCUUUUAAUCUGUCUCGAGCUUCAUUUGAAGUGUGGUUAGAGGAGAUGUCCAUUUUAUUCCGUUCUUCAUCACAUCAUGUUCAACCAAUUUGUACGUUAGUUCUGCAGUCAAUCAUCCAACCCCCUUGCUAUUUAUGUUUUUGGAACUGUCUUCUUUGACCUGGACGUUACUCUACUACAAUUGUAACUUGUACCAACCUGCUAUACAGCCUUGAUUGGAGUCUUUCACUAUCCUUGUGUGAUCGUAGAAAAUCUCAUUGCCUGACACAAACAACCACAGGCACAACUUGAAACUCUAGCGUAUGGCGUCCACAUCAGCG
Molecule: messenger RNA, 2792 nt
Organism: Suillus clintonianus
Lineage: Eukaryota; Fungi; Basidiomycota; Agaricomycetes; Boletales; Suillaceae
Exons: 12
Coding region: 50-2455 (801 amino acids)
Biological process (GO): actin cortical patch localization; endocytosis; actin filament organization
Cellular component (GO): actin cortical patch
Molecular function (GO): ubiquitin binding; phosphatidylinositol binding
Source: RefSeq, a predicted model, not a curated record